AUGACACAUGCGUAUCGUUGCGACUUCUACGUGCCUGGUACCGUGCCAUUAACCACUAUGAUGGCAAUUCGAAUUCGUCACAUAGUCGCAGUGUUAUAUUCCAAAUACCACUUGGGAGUGUACCUGGGAAAGAGUUCUAAUAGCACGAUGUCUCCACUAGGCUCACAUCAGCAACCAACGGUCACGUAUCUCUUAACAAUUCAAAUUUCAUUUGCCCCGCGCUACGACACUAGAUGGCUGAAAUUCACUCUCCAAGCUUUUAGUGGAGGACGAACAGAUAAUGUAAAGUCAUCAUACAAAUCGUCUUCCGGUCUCUCCUUGAAAAAUUCUCAUCUAGACCUUGUAUGCUUUCGGUAG
This is a messenger RNA of Paraglomus occultum, 357 nucleotides long. The record is from the annotation of a GenBank genome assembly. Lineage: Eukaryota; Fungi; Glomeromycota; Glomeromycetes; Paraglomerales; Paraglomeraceae.